AUGGCACUUUCAUUAAACAAGUAUCGUCUUCUCCCACCAAAAAAUUUACCUCCCUUACACAAAACAUUCGAUCUAGGACACCCGGAUUUUUAUCCAACUUUAUUGGAUAAACCCGAAGAUCAAAUGACAGAAGAAAAUGUAAAGAAAGGAUACGCCUACACUCCGAUUUUUGAAGAUGAGACUGGAUCAUUCAAAAAAGAAUUCAAAAAUGUUAAAUCAAAGUAUACAUCCUGGAAAGAAGAUCUCAGUAAUCUCGGUGAAAUGAUGUCAGACAUAAUAAAAUUAAAUAAAAAUCAAACAAACAAAUAUGAAGUGGAAAAUACAUUCAAACCUUUAAAAACUGAAUGGAUGCCUCAUGACAAUAAAGAAAAAUGGUUAAGAGAUCUUGCCAAUAAUGUACCUUUGAAAAAAUUAAGUAAAAUUAUUCCCAACACCAUGGAUGGUAUGAAUUUAUUGGAAGAUAUUGUCAAGUAUAAGGUACCAUUAGCUCGUGCAACAUGGCUUACAAAAAUCGUUUUGAUAAACUCAUUUCCGAAGGCUCAUAAAUCAGACCAUCCAGUAGAUUACACUAAAGUUUUUAAUGACUUUCUUCUUGUACAAGCUAAUGAUUAUGAUUCUGAAAGAUGGAGAUAUUGUCAAAUUUUUUUUAGAUGGAUAUUGGAUGCUUUUGAUGCACCAGAGUUUUCACAAACUUCAAUGUGGCUACUACUUAUACAACAAUUCAUGGAUGAAUACCAAAAAUCUCGAACUCUUAUGAGAUUAUUGAUAGAGCUUUUACUAAAAAAAUUAAAUUAUGUAAAAUAUUUUUUUCGUGUUUGUGAAGAUUAA
Entrophospora sp. SA101 is the source of this 828-nucleotide messenger RNA. NCBI's taxonomy places the organism in Eukaryota, Fungi, Glomeromycota, Glomeromycetes, Entrophosporales, Entrophosporaceae. The record is from the annotation of a GenBank genome assembly.